GGAAGUGACAUCGCAGCAGCCUCCUUAUACGGAGCUCCUUCGCCUUUCUCCGGUUACUUGUAGGUUAAAUCAGUUUCUGUUUCUUUCCACUAAAGGUUUCUCGCAUAUUUACCGGGACAGCGCCCUGCGGAGCUCAGCAUGGGCACCGUCCAUGCCCGGAGCCUGGACCCUCUGCCCAUGCAGGGGCCUGAGCUGGGAGUUCACGCUGACGACAUUGAGGCUCCAGACAUUGAGCAGGAGCCAAAGCAAGAAGUUCUUGAAAACAAGGAUGUUGUAGUCCAACAAGUGCACAUAGACGGGCUCGGAAGAACCAAAGAGGACCUGUUGACUUAUGAAAUCGCAGAUGUUUUCCGGGCAAAAAAUUUAAUUGAUGUAAUGAAAAGGUCCCAUGAAGCCCGACAGAAGCUGCUGCGUCUCGGUAUCUUCAGAAAAGUUGAAGUUGUUAUUGACACCUCACGAGGUGAGGGUGCUCUUCCUAACGGCCUCGAUGUGACCUUUGAGGUCACUGAGCUGAGACGGAUGACGGGCAGCUACAACACCAUGGUUGGAAACAAUGAAGGAAGCAUGGUACUGGGCAUGAAGUUACCUAACGUAUUUGGUCGGGCAGAGAAAAUGACCUUCCAGUUCUCCUACGGCACCAAAGAGACAUCCUACGGCCUGUCCUUCUUCAAACCCCAACCGGGACACUUUGAACGAAAUGUCACAAUCAACAUGUACAAUGUAACAGGUCAGUUUCCAUGGAGUUCACUCAGAGAGACGGAUCGAGGCAUCUCUGGAGAGCUGAGCUUCCCUCUGUGGAAGACCAACCAAACCCUGAAGUGGGAGGGGGUGUGGAGAGAGCUGGGUUGUCUGGCUCGCACCGCCUCUUUUGCCGUCCGGGAGGAAAGCGGCCAUUCUCUCAAAUCAUCCCUUUCGCAUGCCAUGGUCAUCGACACCAGAAACUCCUCCAUUCUUCCCAAGAAAGGUGGCCUUUUGAAGAUCCAUCAGGAGCUCGCUGGUUACACUGGUGGAGAUGCCAGUUUCCUGAAGGAGGACUUUGAGAUCCAGCUGAACAAAACACUCUUCUGGGACUCGGUCCUUUCUGCCUCACUGUGGGGCGGUUUGCUCCUGCCCAUUGGUGAGAAGCCAACAAGCAUAGCAGACAGGUUCUACCUGGGCGGCCCCACAAGUAUCAGAGGAUUCAGUAUGUACAGUAUGGGCCCACAGAGUGAAGGUAUGGCAGGUGACUACCUGGGAGGAGAGGCCUACUGGGCUGGAGGCCUCCAUCUCUACACUCCUCUACCCUUCAGACCAGGCAAGGGGGGCUUUGGUGACCUCUUCCGAACACACUUCUUCCUCAAUGCCGGGAACCUUUGUAACCUCAACUAUGGGGAGGGGCCACAAGCACAUUUGAAGAAACUGGCAGAGUGCAUCCGCUGGUCUUAUGGACUGGGCGUCGUGCUGCGUUUGGGUAACAUUGCCAGACUGGAGCUUAAUUACUGCAUUCCCAUGGGAGUCCAGAGUGGCGACAGGAUAUGUGAUGGGGUCCAGUUUGGAGCAGGAAUCAGAUUCCUGUGAAACUGCAGUUCUUAGAUCUGGAGCUUCCUUGUGUUUCAACAUGAGUUUUAUGCCAGAAACAUAAAGGGGAAAGUGGUUGUACAGAAUUGUUUGUGGCGACUAAUUAGUUCAAUAAAAGUGUUUGCACUGAC
Molecule: messenger RNA, 1688 nt
Organism: Thunnus maccoyii (southern bluefin tuna)
Lineage: Eukaryota; Metazoa; Chordata; Actinopteri; Scombriformes; Scombridae
Gene: samm50
Product: SAMM50 sorting and assembly machinery component
Exons: 15
Coding region: 139-1557 (472 amino acids)
Biological process (GO): mitochondrial respiratory chain complex assembly; protein insertion into mitochondrial outer membrane
Cellular component (GO): SAM complex; outer membrane
Source: RefSeq, a predicted model, not a curated record